AUGUCAACGAUGAGUUCACAUAGAACUACCUCUUCCCGAUUCAAUCGUUUAUUUCUAUCCGACAAAAGACGAUUUCAAACGACAAGUAAACUAUACGAAAGAAAAUCAUCUGCUCUUUAUAAACUUCUGGAUUGCGGAGAAAUAGUUGGACUAAUACAAUUCUUUAAACAUGAUUUGUUCGCCUGUUUACCUAAAGAAUUCGCAUAUAAAAGAUCUUUUGUCAUUUGCGAACAUUUUGGAAGACACUCAGCAUUCUUAGUUUUGCCGAAAGAUCGAUUCACUUUUGAUGAAGCUAAUGUUCAUCUGACUCAUAUCAUUCAGUUGUUCAAUAUAUUAUACGGAACAUUGAAUUCUAUACAAUCUAUACAUCGAGAGAAUCAUCAAGUACAAGCCUAUUUCAAACGAACAUUCACUCCUCUUGUCGAAUACGUAUUCAAUGAAAAUCGAUCCAUCCGAAGUCUUUUCUCCGGUAUCGAUUAUGCUUCUGUAAAACAAGAUGAUAUACGAUUUUUGCUACAAAUCAAACAUUUCCUGAGUCAUUUAGAGUCAAACUAUGGAGUUCAUGGUGGAUUUUUUGCUUAUGACAAACAAAUAUUGUAUUCAUCACUUGACACUGAGACUACAUUUCUACUACAAGUUAUUCUUAAUUUGGAACAGAAUUUGCCGGCCGAUGAAAUACACGUGCCAUUGAAUUCAGAAACCAAACUAAAUAAUGGCGUGUCUUUGAUUCGAAUUCAUAUUCGGCAAGCACCAAGUUUACAACCAAUGUUGAACGCUGUUAAUACAAAUAACUCUUCGCUCUUCCAUCGACAACAUUCAUCAGAACCGAUUAAUAUCCUAAACACUUUAUUUUCCAAUGAUAACUCAACAUCUCCGUGGACUUUUCAGUCGAAUAGUAUGAAUGGUUCUUCAUCUAUUGGCGAAAUGCUCUAUUCCAAAUCGGUGAUUACCGAAGAAUCACAUACUUCAUCCGAAGAAGCAACAGAUUUAGAUCGUGAUCAAUCAAAUCAUGUGUCGUCGAGUAGAAAACUGCUUUCUCAAAGUGCAGGUUCACAGUUCAGUGGUAGAAAAUCUCUCCCAGUACUACAACAACAUUCUAAACUCGAAUCGAGUGUCAAAUUCUCGCCUCUAUUAUCGCAAGAAUCACGAACUGAUGAUGAUAAGAUACGACAUAAAUUCGAACGAUCUCGUUCGUCAAUGUCAGAUAAUGAUUAUGACAAUUCAUUGAAGAAUGAUUACGAUCGAUCGCGUUUCAUGGAUACAAAUGUCAACAGUCUGGUUUUCGAACCAAUUGAAACUGUCGAUGGUCAUGAAAGUAGUUGCUGUGAAGACGAUAUGAUUUGUUUGCCGCCGAUGGUUCUAUCUUCGCAUUUCCAUCGGCCAAGACAAAGAACGUUAACUAGUUAUUCGGAUUUGAAUGAUGGUGAAUACAAUGCGAUGGAACAUCAAGAAGGACAUGCAUCAUGGGGUGAUGUACCGGAAAAAAACGAUGAAAUCGAACGUGAUGAAUUAGUUCUUUAUAUUCAGCGUAACUCGCGAAUGCUUUUUGCUGGGAUUCUCGAGAAAGACCGAUUGAAUGAAGAAUACCUUCGAAAGUUGUGGUACUUAAUGUUGACUGAGCUCGCCAAUUUCGAUCAAGAAAUCCGAUUAACUUCAACGUCAAAGGAAACAAAUAAAUACAGCAACUAUGUCAAAUUCCAAUUCAAUGAAAAUAGUCACCGAACACAAUUCGAAAGAUUUUCAUACAAAACUCCUUCAGCAGAUAGUGCAUGCAUGGCGUUCAAUGCGCGUACAAAAUUACAUAUCGAUCCAGAACGACGAAUGAUCGGUUUAACACGAGGGAAUAACUCUGUCGCAAUCAAUCGAGUCAUACCUGACCGGGUGACUUAUUACUGUCCUCGAUCGCAAGAACCGAGAUGA
Molecule: messenger RNA, 1920 nt
Organism: Adineta ricciae
Lineage: Eukaryota; Metazoa; Rotifera; Eurotatoria; Adinetida; Adinetidae
Source: the annotation of a GenBank genome assembly